AUGUUGCCGGUGGAAUUGGCCAUAGAAGCAGAGAAAGAUGACGUGGCAGCAUUUUUGAUUAGAGCUAUGCGGCAUGAAAGAGUCCAAAGAUUAUUUUUUUGGACACCUGGCAACAUGACAAAUCCUGAACCAUCUUUUUUAAGUUUGAAGGCAAUCAUCGAGAAUCCCAAAAUGAAGAAAACAGUAGUAGCUGUACUAGACCAGAUGGUGAAUCCACAUUGGCCAUAUCUUCCACAGCGCCAAGAAAAAUAUGAAACUGAGGAGGAGAAGGAGGCAAUUGAAGGAGUCUGGAAGACAAUCACAGAUGAUCCAUUAAACUAUCAUUUUUAUUAUCAUAUUUUGGAUGGAGAUGAGGGAGGACGACCCCCAAAGAUUAUGGCUUCAGAUGGACACCAGCAGAUAGUAAACAAUUAUUUUAAUGGGAAAAACAAGUCUUGUUUACAUACUAUUGCCAAAAGCAACAACAAAGAAGCUUUGCAGCAUCCUGUGGUCAGAAUGUUAAUUAGAUCAAAAUGGAGAAGCUAUGGACACUUGUUUCUCAGCCUCCAAGUAGCCUUGUUUUGCAUCUUCUUGCUGCUCAUGUCAUAUUCUCAGCUGCAUGCCUCAACCAAACUGGACCCCACCCAGUACAACAGUGCCCUGGACUCACUGCGUGGAUUUUGUGAAGUUUUCACUCUACUUAUGGUUGUGUUUUAUAUCUGUGAGGAGAUAAAACAGAUUAGAAUAGAGGGGCGUUCUUAUUUCACAGGGUGGAUGGCCCUCUUUGACUGUGGUUUUGGAGACGUCUUGUUGAGCGGAUUUCGAGCACUGUCUGAUCAGUAUCCAAUGGCUGAAGACUACUCAACUUUCAACUGGCUGUCAGUUCUGCUGAUGAUGGCGUACAUGGGGACAGUGACUGUAAUUCUACUGAACAUUCUCAUUGCACAAAUGAGCACGACCUACACUCAGGCCAAGAAAUUCUCUCGCCUGGAAUAUGAUGUUGAUCGGAUUUUACAACUCACUCGCAUGGAGAGAUUUCCUUUUCUGAAUUUGCGUGUGAAGUAUUACAAAGAGGGAGACUGGAUCAGUGAAAUGAAUCUCGCAAAAGAGCUUCUUGAAUUCAGUGAAGAUCGGAAUCCGUGGGAGUCAGUCGAAGAAAAACUUAGUGCGAUCAGGGAAAAGAUGAGAAAGAUGGUGAAACAGAUGAGGCCUGCACAAGAUUAAAACGGGUGUCUGUUUACAUUACAUUGAUAUUGAGACAUUUAUUUGGCAAUUGCCAUUAGUUGUAGUUUUAUGCGACAAAAGGAGACGUCAACUGCCUUUGAAAGGAGAAGAUAGAGGCCAUGGGUAUUACGAGAAUUUCGUCAGAUUAUUUACAAAGCUGCAAUCAGGGCUGUUAUGUUAAAGGAACUAACAACAACAACAAUCUUUGUGAACAACCAUACGGCUGAAAAUAAGAAACAAAGGGAAAACGGGUGUGACAGACAGUUGAUUUAAAAAGAAAGCGUAACCACAUUAGAAAACAACGGAGCCGAUUAGAACAGCUGGCUUCAAGUGGAAAAUACAAGAAAUGACGAUUGAAAGCAAGGCGAUAUGAUAUAAGGAUUGAAAAUACCAAAGUCUGCUUUUGAAUUAAUCACGCUUCUACGUGGAUGUCACAAUCAGUAGCUACUCUUUCAAAGUUCUGCGUAUGUAGAACCAGGCGUGCGUUUCGAAUUCUCAGAAAACCCAAACAUUUCUCGUGCUUGAUAGAGGUCUUCGAAAGCCCUAGCAGGCUAUAUAUCAUGCCUAUGCAACUAAUUCUCGACUUUUCAUUAAUAUCUUUAAGCAGUUAACGCUUUAGUGUUUUGUUGUUUGCACAAGUUUAUUUAUGACUGUGACUUUAUUUCCACACAAACUUUGUAAAUCAUGCUUUACUUUACAACCGUGAAUUGAUUGCACACAUGUAUCGUCGAUUACUGAUUUACUCAAUUAAUAUCUUAUUUGCUUACACAAUGUUGAUAUCAAAAUCUAACUAUAACGUGUUAUCCUUACUUUGAUUGUAGAUCCUUUGCAUUCCGUUCCACCCUUUAGAAACGAGUACAUACUAAUUUAUAUCUAACUUAUGUUAUGAAGGACACAUUAAAAAUACCGCUUAACAAG
Molecule: messenger RNA, 2121 nt
Organism: Stylophora pistillata
Lineage: Eukaryota; Metazoa; Cnidaria; Anthozoa; Scleractinia; Pocilloporidae
Product: transient receptor potential cation channel subfamily V member 3
Biological process (GO): calcium ion import across plasma membrane
Cellular component (GO): plasma membrane
Molecular function (GO): calcium channel activity
Source: RefSeq, a predicted model, not a curated record